This is a messenger RNA of Hylaeus volcanicus, 1311 nucleotides long. Its product is annotated as armadillo repeat-containing protein 3-like. The transcript has 7 exons. The coding region runs from base 1 to 1311 and encodes 436 amino acids. The record is from RefSeq and is a predicted model, not a curated record. Lineage: Eukaryota; Metazoa; Arthropoda; Insecta; Hymenoptera; Colletidae.
AUGAACCCGAAGAAGAAACGUGUAACCAAGAACAAGGAACGAGUAGAUCGCGAAGAACAAAGUAAAUACAAAUUUGAUCCUCUGGGUCUGGAGGUUAAACAUCCUGGGACAGCGGUAUUGCUUUUGCAAUGUCAAGAGCAACCUAUACUCUUAGCUGCGGCCGCUGCUCUCUCCAAGUAUGGCAGCAAAUCUCAAGGAAACCUAGAGGUCCUGUUCGACCUCGAAAUUGUAGCAAGCGUUAUCCCGCUAAUCGAACACGAAAAUCUAUUUACUCGAAGAUUUGCUGCAAAGCUGUUGGCAGAGAUGGCAGCCAUUCCCAACGUUCGCAACUUCCUGCUAGACAGCACCUACUAUAUUCCACAUUUUGCAAAUAUUUUGGUCAACGACAAAGACCUCUUCAUGCAGGAAUUCUCCUCUGCAAUAUUAGCAGAAGUGUCAAAGGACAUGUUCGGCGUCGCACAAUUAUUGAAACAAUGUUUGGAUAUGAACUUCCUGUUCAAGAGACUUCAGUCUCCAGAUCCGGACGUGAAAAAGAACAAUUUAGAAAUUAUGCACAAUCUCUUGCGAGAUUCUACUGGAGCCAAAGAAAUGAUAGAAACAAAGGAUUUUAAUUUGAAUCUUCUAUACGAUCUUUUCGACUCGCCUUAUCGCGAAAUCCAAGGAUUAGCAUUGAAUAUCGUGGGUGAGCUGGUCAGUAGGAACCAAGAUGAUCACUUGCAAAACCUUUUCAGAAGAUCGAACGGUCUCCAGGCUUUGCUAAAGUUUUUAGAUAAAGAAGAAUGCGUAGACCUUCAUUCGGAGGUGCUCAGAAUUCUCUGUUUGGCCUCCGAUAAUCCUGCAACGAUCGAUUUACUCAACGACAUCGGAGGCAUUAAAAGGCUUCUACAGUACACACAAGACACGCCAAACUCGAAAUUUUUCGUGGAAGCUCUUGAUGUAGUCGUUCGCCUAUCGCACACUCCCCUAGGCAGAAAAGCACUGUACACCUACGGGAUCAUCGAUCAUUUAUUGCUGACAUUGUCUGGCAACGUGCAGUCCAAUAUCUACGAGAUCAGCUGUCACGGUAUCGGUAUGAUGACUCUUCACAACGACGCUGCUAAAGAACUGACCGAGAGCAAUUGCAUAAAGAAUGUUUUAGAUAUACUGAAAAAUGAAAACUUGAAAUGGACUAUAAGACAGGCAGCCAUGUUUGCAUUGAACCGAUUGCUAAAGUGUGACAUGAAGAAUUGCCACUAUUUCUUGGAUACCCAUGGACAGGUAGACACGUUGGACAUCCGAGAUCGUUUGAACAGCUCUAGAACUGUCAUUUAG